This is a messenger RNA of Glarea lozoyensis ATCC 20868, 888 nucleotides long. RefSeq names its product RTA1 protein, putative. Bases 1 to 888 code for a protein of 295 amino acids. Lineage: Eukaryota; Fungi; Ascomycota; Leotiomycetes; Helotiales; Helotiaceae. The record is from RefSeq and is a predicted model, not a curated record. Gene Ontology annotation, cellular component: membrane. The transcript has 2 exons.
AUGGGCAGCCAGAUUUUGCAACCCCGAGGUGAAGCUCCCUUCGACCUUUACCCAUACACGCCAGCAGCUGCACCAGGAUGGGCGUUCCUUGUGCUGUUUGCAAUUGCUGGAGUGACACAUUUUGUGAUGAUGAUCCCAUUACGAUCAUGGUACUUUGUACCUUUCAUUCUAGGGUGUGCUGGUGAAGCUGGUGGUUAUUAUGGCCGGGCGUGGUCUCACGAAAAUAUCCGAAAUGGCAGUCCUUACCUCAUUCAACUGAUGUUGAUUCUUGCAUCAGCACCACUCCUCUCCGCAACGAUAUACAUGACAUUAGGCCGUUUCAUUCGAGGUCUGGAGGCAGAAGAUAAAGCUGUAAUACGACCAAGUUGGACAACGAAAAUAUAUGUCAUCAUCGACAUUGGCAGUUUCGUUUGCCAGAUGGCAGGCUCUGCAAUGCAAUCGAGUGGAGAUGCCGCAGGGGCCAAGUUGGGAAACAACAUUGUCAUAGGAGGAUUGGCUUUUCAGCUGGCUGCGUUCGUUGGCUUUGUGACUAUGACGAUGGUAGUUCACGUUCGCUUGAACAGAGACCCUACUGUCAUUUCGAGGCGCCCACAAAUCAAAUGGAGGCGGAACAUGUACAACCUGUACGCCGUAAGCUUGAUGGUCUUCGUGAGGAGUGCUUUCCGUCUGGUGGAGUUUACAGAAGGGCCAGAUGGUACGAUACACAAGAGGGAGAUAUUUCUCUAUGUAUUUGAUGCAGCGCUUAUGUUUGGAGUUACUGUAGCAAUGGCUGCUCUGCACCCGGGGUUCCUUCUUAGAACCAUCCGAAAGGACAAGAGUAAUGCUUUGGUUUCAGAUGGCAAUGACUCGUAUUUGCUUCAAGGCCAGUCUUUUAAGCAAAUUGAUUAG